AUGAAUUUAUGGACUUUUGUUCCCCGGCUCAACUUUGAUGCUUCCGCUUCAUUCAUCAGGGCGGCAGAUGAAGUGUGCAAAGCAUAUGAAGAGGACCGCGCCAACCACCGAGCUGAAUGUCAGGAGAUGAAUGUGAUGCAUUGCAUGGCUAUUGGGAGAGAGAGACUUAAUUUUAUUAAGUGGACAAACCAAUCGCUGCAAUCCCACCAAGCUUUGGUGUUGGAUGGAUUCAGGGUUUGUUGUGAUUUGGACGUUUCCUUUCAGGCACAGAUUGACAAUUGGGUUCAUGCCUUUUCUAGGGGGGAAACUUGGGUUGUUGACUGGGCUGAGGAGAUUAAUCCUGGUAUUACGAGAGCCGGGUUUGUUCGGUGUUUCGCUGAUAAGGGCGUCACCCAACUUGGAGGAGUUAGUAGUGAAGCGGGAAUGGGAAACGGAUACUGCAGAAUUGGAGGACAGCAGAUGAAUGUUGAAGUAUUUAAGGUUGUUCGCUCACCAUUAUCAUCUCAAAGUGAUAAGAGUUAA
Molecule: messenger RNA, 522 nt
Organism: Oldenlandia corymbosa var. corymbosa
Lineage: Eukaryota; Viridiplantae; Streptophyta; Magnoliopsida; Gentianales; Rubiaceae
Source: the annotation of a GenBank genome assembly